Messenger RNA from Cladophialophora yegresii CBS 114405, 3720 nucleotides. RefSeq lists its product as uncharacterized. Gene Ontology annotation, molecular function: RNA polymerase II complex binding. The transcript has a single exon. NCBI's taxonomy places the organism in Eukaryota, Fungi, Ascomycota, Eurotiomycetes, Chaetothyriales, Herpotrichiellaceae. Gene Ontology annotation, cellular component: Cdc73/Paf1 complex. Bases 1 to 3720 code for a protein of 1239 amino acids. Gene Ontology annotation, biological process: regulation of DNA-templated transcription. The record is from RefSeq and is a predicted model, not a curated record.
AUGGUGACAGCCGUCGCUAGAAAUGGCGGCACUGCCAGCGUCACCAACGGGGCGGCUCCAGGCAUUACUCCUGCGACGCGAUUCUCUGACAUCCCUUCUGCCAUCGACAUUCCCGUAUCCGGCGGCCUUGAACCGGACGAAGCGGUGGAAGUCAAUCUCGAAGACCACUUGGAUGAUCCCGAUGGAAUCUGCCAGGUCCUGGAAAAUGAGAAGGCUGCAAAGAACUUGUGGAUUACUAUCGCGCUUGCCUACGCAAAGCAAGGCCAGACAGAUCACGCUAUUGAGAUAUUGAGCAAAGGCCUUCAGUCGCUGGCGAGAAGCGGUCCCAAAGAUCGGCUGCCGCUGCUGGCUUGCGAAGCCUGGCUGAACCUGCAGAAGAGCAGACAAGCGCCUCGUGUUCCACCAGAGAACCAGCAAGCCGCCGACGUGAAGACCAAAGACCACUACCUCCGAGAAACCCUGGCAAAUAUCAACGAUGCCCUGCGAAUCAAUCCCUCCUUUCCCCCCUUCCACCUCACUCGCGGUGUCCUCUCCCUUCUCAGAGCCUCCUUGCAAGCGUCAACAAAAACUGGUGCAGAAGCCGAAAGGACGGAACACCUGAAACAAGCGUUGAAGUCUUUCGAUGACGCGCUCAAGAGCUCCGAGGGCCGUAACAUGAUGGCCGUCAUGGGAAGAGCGAGGUCACUCUACCUGUUGAAGCAAUACGGCCCCGCGCUACAUGCAUACCAAGAUGUACUGGCCAAGAUGCCGGGUCUCACCGACCCAGACCCACGGAUAGGCAUUGGCUGUUGUCUGUGGCAGUUGGGUUAUCAAGACAGAGCAAAGAUGGCCUGGGAGAGAUCCUUAGCCCUGAAUCCAAACUCCAAGGUCGCGCAUGCCUUGCUGGGAGUCUAUUAUCUGCAUGAAAGCGCCAAAUACUCGGCAUCUGAUCCUCAAUUCAACGCUCUUUACAAGAAGGCUAUGAUCGAUCACACAAAGAAGGCGUACACCAUCGACAAGAACUUCCCACUCAGCUGCGCGACAUUCGCUAGCUACUUUCUACUGACUGGCCGCUACGAGACCGUGGAACCGUUGGCACGGAAAGCCAUUGAGCAAACCGACAUCAACGCAGUUGCUAGCGAUGGGUGGUAUUUGUUGGCUCGGAAGGAUCACAACAUGGGCGAUCUGUCGAGAGCCAACGAUGAGUACAACAAGGCAGACCAAGCACGCGGCGGCCUCGACAAAGGAUACUUCCCAGCAAAGUUCGGUCUGAUACAGAUUUUGGUCCAGACGCAGGACAUCGCCGGUGCCAAAUUCCGACUCGAAAAUCUGGCUCAGAUCAACCGGCACGUCGAGGCUAUGAUUUUGCUGGGCUGCAUCUACGCUGAAGAAGCGUUCUCAGCUCAGAGCACUGCCUCGAAAGAGGACAAAACGACUGCCGCGCGAAAGGCAAUCCACUUACUGGAGAGCGUCCGUAAAACCUGGAAGGACGAGAAGUCCCGGAACAGGCCCGAUGAAUCGGUCUUACUUUACCUGGCGCGACUGUACGAGCAGGAAAACCCGAUUGAGAGCUUGAAGUGUUUACAAAUGGUUGAAGCGAUGCAACUCGAAAAGAUUCCAGAUGAGGACAAGCCAGAUCCCAACGAGGAAGAGGGGACUUACAUCGCACAACUGCGUGAGAAUUUGCCUCCUCAGCUUCUGAACAACAUGGCCUGUUUCCUGUAUGGGCAAGAAUCGUACUCGAUCGCUCGCGAGACAUUCCAGAUCGCGCUCAAUGCAUGUGUCAAGCUUACUGAGAAGCAGGAAGCCGAGAAGAAGGCUUUGGAAGAGGACAAGAUCGCGGCUGAAGAUGUUGACAACAGUGACACUGAUGCUUUGGUCACCACCAUAUCCUACAAUCUCGCCCGGACUUUGGAGGCAUUGGGCUUGAUAGAGGAGGCUCAAAAGGUGUAUGAAGGUCUGCUUGCUAGGCACUCGGAUUAUACCGACGCUUCCGCACGCCUAGCAUUCAUAGCCUUGGAAUCAUCACCUCGAGACGAAGGUCCCCGCAAGAUCCAUGCCAUCUAUCAGAGUGACUACGGCAACACUGAAGUAAGGGCUUUGAUGGGCUGGUACCAUCACAGCGCCAAGAGAAAGACCAACAAUCUCGCAGAAGAUGCUGAAAACCGACACUACAAGCAUACUUUGCAGGGCUAUGACAAGCACGACCUUUACUCUCUUGUUGGGAUGGGCAACGUCCAUCUCACAAUCGCAAGAGACAUGCCUCGAAACACAGAGCAGGAAAAGGAGAAGCGGAGCAAAAUGUACGUCAAAGCUUACGAGUUCUUCGACAAGGCUCUUCAACUGGACCCCCGGAACGCCUACGCCGCGCAAGGCAUUGCUAUCGCUCUGUGUGACGACAAGAAGGCAUAUUCCGACGCUCUCCAGAUCUUCACCAAGGUCAAGGACACCCUUCGUGACUCCUCGGUAAACACCAACCUGGGUCAUGUGAUGACCGAACUCCGGCAGUUUCAGCGGGGCAUUGACAACUACGAAAUUGCUCUGAGAAAAGAAGCCAAGGGAGAAAAUGCACAGCUACUGGCGUGUCUGUCAAGGGCAUGGCUGUUGAAAGGCAAGGCUGAUAGAUCCAUCCCUGCUCUGAACACUGCUCUCGACUACAUGAAGCGCGCACUAGCCACCCAAGCCGACUCUCCUCACUUGCAGUUCAACGUGGCGUUCAUUCAAUUCCAGAUCGCUCAGCAUGUCAACCAGGCCAAGGAAACGGACCGGACGCUGGAAGAUGUGGACGCUGCUACUGCUGGGCUGGAGGAGGCCAUCGAGACCUUUGAGCGGGUCGCGAAGCACAAACAGCCUCCUUAUCCUCGGACAGCCUUGGAGCAGCGAGCUGCUAUGGGUAAGAACACAAUGAGGAACCAGCUUGAGCGACAACGCGUGAAGCAAGCUGCUUACGAAUCCGAGAAUGCCACCAAACUGAAAGAGGCGAAGGAGAGACGUGAGGAAGAGCUCCGCAGACGCGAAGAGGCAGCCCGGAGGCGGAGAGAGGAAGAAGAGGAGCGUGCCGCCAAGAUUGCAAUGGAGCGGAGAAAGCUCGUCGAGGAGACAGAACGCAUUGCCGAGCAGAUCCGUGCAGAGGCUGCCGCAAGAGAAGCUGCCGAGUACACUGACGACGAGGAGACGGGCGAGCGUGUGAAGCGAAAGGCGAAGAAGAAGGGCGGCUCGAAACGAAAGAAGAGAGACGACGAGGACGGUUUCAUCGAGGACGACGAAGACGGAAAGAGUGAACGCAGCGUCUCGAGAACCCCCAUGAGUGGAACGGAGGGCGAAGCUCCCGCUGAAAAGCCCAAGAAAAAGCGGAGAAAGCUUGAACGGAAGAGUGCGGGGAGAGAAUCGACGCGCCGGAAGAACGAGAGCAAGUACAAGUCCUCGGCGGUCAUUGUGGAUUCGGACUCGGAGUUGGAAGAGGCUAGUGCUGUGGCGACGCCAGAGGAGCCUGCUGCUCAUACACCCGCGUCGGAGGCGGCGGAGAGAGAUGACGAUCAAGUCAUGGCUGACGCGCGUGUGGCCGAGGAAGAAGACGAGGUGAAGCCCAGACCGCCCGCACGGCAGAGGAAGCAGCUUAGGACGAUUGCCGACGACGACGAUGAUGAGGAUGAGGGCGAGUUUGACGAAGCCUUCAAUGCGGGUGCUGGUGGGGCAGGCACUGCUGAUGCUGUCGACAGGGAGGACGAUGCAGACGAAUGA